This is a messenger RNA of Westerdykella ornata, 1007 nucleotides long. RefSeq lists its product as uncharacterized. The coding region runs from base 313 to 885 and encodes 190 amino acids. The record is from RefSeq and is a predicted model, not a curated record. The transcript has 2 exons. NCBI's taxonomy places the organism in Eukaryota, Fungi, Ascomycota, Dothideomycetes, Pleosporales, Sporormiaceae.
CCUGCAACGCCUUUUCUCUAAGAUUUACGGGCUAGAGAUAGGGAGUUGGUGUUGGGUCUAGCCUCGGGAAACUUCCAUUCUUUGCGCAACGCAUGACGGCAAUGCAUGUGUAGAAAGGGAGUGUAUUGAUUUGAGCCAUCUUGACCGCCACCAACAAUGCGACGAUACCACCUUCCAGAGAACCCUUAGACUGUACGCACGUAUGUUCAACAAGGUGCUAAUAUCCCGUCGUCUGCUCGACGAUAAGAACAGUGGACUGGGGCAACCUCACAGAGAACAGUUCUCCUUGCCUCCCCUCGUCUUCAGCCCAUCAUGAAGCUCCUCGACCUCCUCUUUGUUGCUUCCACCCUUGGCGGUGUCUCCUCUGCGCUUCCUGCGCCUGAGGCGAAGGGACUCGAACCUAUCACCGGAACCAUUAUCGCCACUGGUGUCACUGAGAAGGGCGAGCCCUACACCAUCACCUCCGACAUCAUUCCCCAUGUGGAGGGGGGCAACUUCCCAGUCAACCCUGGAAAUGCCACCUCUGCCCUCGUAAAACGCAUAGACUUCGGUACCUGCGACGCUUGGCACGAUAACAAAUAUUGCUACUGCCUCGGCGCCGUCUCCUCCCGCGGCGAUUCCUACUGGGGCAGCCAGGACUUCUGCAACGCCAACAAGUUCAAGAACUUCCGCGGCGAUCUCUACAGCGUCAAGUGGCUCCCGACCGUGAAGAUCGAGUACUGGGUUACCAACAGGUGCGACCACGAUCGUUAUGUCGGAGACAACUGCGGCGAGAUCUUCCUUAACCUCAUCGACUGGUGCGAAUGGCCGUUUCAGACUGCCAAGGGAGGACACCAGCAAUUCGACGAUUGCCUUACCUUCAGGUUCGACGUGACUGGCCGGUAAGAGUGGAGUCGGGGGAGGCAGAGGCGGUUCUAUCCUUCCUGGCCUCAUCGAUUGCGUGCGGAUUUUCGAUGAUGGUCUUCAGUUCAGGUUGGACGUGAAUGGCCGUUAGGAUGGAGGCGGGG